CUGUUUAAACUGUGGUGACAUACAUUAUGUAAACAGAAGAAUCAGUUGUGUUUGGUUGGUUUUAAUUUGAACAGCACAAACACGAGCAGUAUCUGAUGCUAAAAUUAUUCUUGAGAUCAACAUGUUGUGUUGUUUACUGACUGACUUCACACAGAACAGCAUCUCAUCAUCACCAGAUAAGCCUGUACCUUUCAAUCUGUUCCAACAGCACAGUACAUAUAAACGUUAAAGUGGAAAUUUACUUGAAACUUAAUGUUAACCUGGAGCUUAAGGCAAUAAUUGUUCAAGAAAUCAUGAGGGAAAAGAAACUGUCGAGAUGGUACUUUGGAGGCUUAGCAUCAGCAGGGGCUGCCUGUUGCACCCAUCCGCUUGAUUUGCUGAAGGUGCACCUGCAAACACAGCAAGAUGGAAAGCUGUCGAUAUUAAAACUAACAUUCAAAAUUGUUAAAGAAGAAGGAGUGUUCGCCCUCUACAAUGGGCUGUCAGCGUCAUUGUUACGUCAACUAACAUAUUCCACAACAAGAUUUGGAAUCUAUGAAGUUGCUAAGCAGGCAGUGUCUCCAGACGGUGAAAGUGUCCCAUUUUACCAACGUGUUGGACUGGCAUCACUUGCUGGGGCAGCUGGUGGUUUGGUGGGAACCCCUGCUGAUAUGGUUAAUGUUAGGAUGCAGAAUGAUAUCAAACUGUCUGCAGAGUCCAGAAGAAAUUACAAACAUGCAUUUGAUGGUCUGAUACGUGUUUAUCGAGAAGAAGGAACACGGCGCCUCUUUUCGGGAGCAUCCACAGCUACAGGUCGUGCUGUGCUCAUGACAGUUGGGCAGUUAUCUUUCUAUGACCAAGUGAAGAUGCUCCUACUAAGAGCUGGCUUCUCUGACGAUCUUGUUACUCAUUUUCUCUCUAGUCUCACAGCAGGAGCUGUAGCCACUACAUUAACACAGCCACUAGAUGUUCUGAAGACACGAGCAAUGAAUGCAAAACCUGGUGAAUUUUCUGGUAUGUGGCAUCUAAUUAAGUACACUGCAAAACUUGGACCUCUUGGAUUCUUUAAGGGUUACAUCCCAGCUUUUAUACGUCUGGGACCUCAUACAAUCCUCACAUUUGUAUUUUUGGAACAACUACGGAAGAAUUUUGGUAUAGCUGUGUCAUCCUAGGAUGGUAAGAGUGGGAGCAAGGGUGUCAUAUAUAGACACGUACAAAUUUAAUUGUUAUUAAAUGUCAAGCAGCAAUAUGUGUUUCACAGAUAUAUUUAUAUUUAAGGUGACAGUGUUCCAAUGGUGCUAUAAAGUUCGUAUAUAAAACUAAAGCCUGUCAUAAGCCAGUGCUAUGUGUAAUAAAUCUACUCUGUGUAAUCUUGCUAAGUGUCCUUGUCCACUGGAAUAUAGAAUUUAUUGUCUUUGUUGUGGAAAAAUUGUCAGUCUUUUGGUGAAAUUGCUUAGAACAGUGUUUCUCAACUGCCAUGCCCUGGCAGCAAUUAUACCAGGCCCUUGUCUUAUAAAAAUAGAAUUUAUUGGGCAAUGGUCUCACAAAGGUUGAGAACCACUGGCUUAGAAAACUUGUCUAUCAUGGCCACUGACAGUAUAUGAAGUCCUGAAACCCUGUAUUCUAACACUGUGAAGUAUAUCUAUUCAAAAAGUAGUACCUCCACUCUGUGUACACUGUUUUCUGUGCUAAUUGUAUAUUAAUGUUGUGUUAGAUUGAAUUUAAUAGAACAUAACAAACAUCUCUGUCAUCAGUCUUUGCUAAUUAAAUGAAUAAUAUGAGACUUCUUAUUAGUGGUGUUUGGUGUACUGAUUGUUUAAUUGCUUGACUCUUGUUUAUGUAACUUCUUCCUCAUCUGCAUGGUCUGUAAUAAUGUUGAGUGGUAGGAUGGGUGAAUGAAGUCUUUGGAUGGUUGUGGAAAGAAGCGGCCAUGGGCUAUGGCAUUUCUUUGGAGGCACCAACAGAUAACCAUGAAAAAAAUACUAAGCCAGGUAGCUGUAUCCAGGACUACCAAAAAAUUAAACACGAGUAUUAAUCGCUUUACCACAAUAUUCUGUUUUUAGUGUGUGAGAACACAAAUAUGAGCGCUGAAGGCAAUUGACUUGAAUUGGUAUUGUUUAUAAAUGUGUAAUGAUUAGGUUAGUAGUAAGGUGGUAACAUAAAAUCUGAAGUAAGACUUUGCUGAGGAACAGAUAGUGAUUAAUGUAGGAUAAAUCCAUUUCCCAUUUUUUUGCCCACUAAUUUAUUGUGUAGGAAUUGAUAAUACUGCUCUGUGGAGUCUUGACUUUGGCACUAGAUGAGAGUGAAUGAUGAACUUCAUGCUUCAGCUGUUAUACCCAUGGGAAAAGAGCCCCUCCUUCCAAUUGGAUAUGAUGUUAGUGUGUACAAUGUCAAAGAGAAAAAUCUCACCCUCUACCUUUUUAUAUCACUGGUUGUCCGUCCCCUAAUCUAGUCACUGUGAUUGAGUUACAUUGCCACACUUCUCUUAUCCUCGUGUUUUAAAUUUCUCUUUCUCCUUAGUUUCACAUCUGCGACUCUACAAUUAUACUAACCUCUCUCCAAUAGACAUAUUGCUUCUGGUGCAUAAUACAAUGACAGAGAAGAUUCUAUUCCAUAGCACUGUCUGCUUAUGACUCAUUUUGUUCAAAGCCUAUAUUAGUAAUAAUUAUUAAACUGCUAUGUUAUAUAUGUAGGUGAAUGUUUGGAAGGAAAAUAUGUUUGUCAUAGUGAGGAGCAGAAGUUACAAAUACAGUAAAAGUUGCAGUGUCUGGCAGCUCCAGGACCAGAGGGUUGCUGGAUAUUGUAAUUUUCCAGGAAAAAAAAAAAGCCUCGUUGAACGGCUGCUGU
Messenger RNA from Cryptotermes secundus, 2826 nucleotides. It is a transcript of the gene Dic1, whose product is annotated as mitochondrial dicarboxylate carrier. The record is from RefSeq and is a predicted model, not a curated record. The coding region runs from base 294 to 1151 and encodes 285 amino acids. The transcript is spliced from 7 exons. Gene Ontology annotation, biological process: oxaloacetate transport; succinate transmembrane transport; thiosulfate transport. Gene Ontology annotation, molecular function: oxaloacetate transmembrane transporter activity; thiosulfate transmembrane transporter activity; sulfate transmembrane transporter activity. NCBI's taxonomy places the organism in Eukaryota, Metazoa, Arthropoda, Insecta, Blattodea, Kalotermitidae.